UUUAUUUUUAUUUUUCAUUCUAUUUUAUUACUUUUCUAUACUUUUAAACGCCAAAACGCUGUAUUAUUAACUAAUUUUAGAAAAUGUCAAUCUCACCUUCUAAACAGGCUGCUAUUGCUGCUUAUCGUCGCCUUUUAAAAACACAAAGAGAAGUAUUUACAGGCGAUGUAAAAGCUAUUCAAGCUGCUAGAAAGGAAACUUAUUCAAGAUUUAUGCAAUAUAAAAAUGAAGCAAAUGUUGAUGUUUUAGAUGAAAAACUUAAACUAGCUGAUCAAGUAUGCUCUUUAUUAAAACAAAAUGGCGUCAAGGCAGUAAGGGAAGAAGGAGCUAGUACACCAAAAUUACAUAUAAACGAUGAAGAAGGCAAUAUUAAGUUUGGUGAUGUUGCAGGACAUGCAAAGAAAUAAACAACUACAUUUAACAGAUCUUAUAAUAUGUAAUGAUAAUAAAAAGUAAUUCAAUGUUCCUCUUAUAUAUACAAUGUAAACUUCUUUGGUUAAG
This is a messenger RNA of Cokeromyces recurvatus, 501 nucleotides long. RefSeq lists its product as uncharacterized. The record is from RefSeq and is a predicted model, not a curated record. Gene Ontology annotation, biological process: mitochondrial respiratory chain complex III assembly. Lineage: Eukaryota; Fungi; Mucoromycota; Mucoromycetes; Mucorales; Mucoraceae. The transcript has 5 exons. The coding region runs from base 84 to 407 and encodes 107 amino acids.